Messenger RNA from Phytophthora sojae, 441 nucleotides. RefSeq lists its product as hypothetical. The transcript is spliced from 2 exons. Lineage: Eukaryota; Oomycota; Peronosporomycetes; Peronosporales; Peronosporaceae. The coding region runs from base 1 to 441 and encodes 146 amino acids. The record is from RefSeq and is a predicted model, not a curated record.
AUGGCUUCAGGGCUGCUGAACGACGACAAUCUCAAGUUCUACGUUGAUAGCGACAGGACUUCGUGCUAUCCGCUGGAAAUGCGCGGAAAGCGCACGAUGGAUACGAUUUAUCCCCAAGCUAAGGACGUGGAUGACGCGCUUCAAGUCAAAUCGCUCGCCUAUACUAUGCCAAAGGCGAAUUUGCGGUGCGACAGUGGUGAUCCUAUCUCUUCUCGCGCGACCAAUAACCCGGAGAACUUUUGCACCGAUGUCGGGCACCAAGGAAACGCUUGCGACGGCCACGGAGAGCGUUGCGCUGCGCUGGACGCAGCGACAAAGGCAGCCGAGCAGAUGAAGACGACCGAGGUGGACGAAAUCUCCACCAAAAGCAAGUACGCGCUGAAUAGUGAGGUGAUUUUGACGUUUCGUGGCUUGAUGCACGCGCUGAGCCGCACGAAUUGA